GCCUGGAAAUAGCAGACGCUCCCUAGCCCUGACAGCUCACCGCUUUUAUGCGCCCGAACCGGCGUGUCUGGCAGCUSUUCCACUCCUCCCCUCUCCUGAUUGGCCUUCGGGGCAGCGCCGCGCCUCGCGAUUGGCCCAAGGUGCGGCCGCUUGCCCGCUGAUUGGCGGACGGUGGCGGAAGGAGCUGGCYACUGGGGGGGCGGGGCAAGAUGGCGGCUGUGCUGGAGGUGGAGGUUGGCGGCCCCGUUGAGCGUGAGGUGGAUGAGGUUGAUCUUACACAUUUGUCCCCAGAGGAGAGAUGGAGGGUGGAACAUGUACGGAUGCAUGCCAAGCACCGUGGGCACGAGGCGAUGCAUGCCGAAAUGGUCCUCAUCCUCAUCGCCACGCUUGUGGUGGCACAGCUCCUCCUGGUUCAGUGGAAGCAGCGGCACCCUCGCUCCUACAAUAUGGUGACCCUCUUCCAGAUGUGGGUAGUGCCUCUGUAUUUCACGAUCAAGCUGAACUGGUGGCGGUUCCUGGUGAUCUGGGUGCUCUUUUCAGCAGUCACAGCUUUUGUCACCUUCAGGGCAACUCGAAAGCCUCUGGUACAGACAACACCCAGGCUGGUUUAUAAAUGGUUUCUACUAAUAUACAAGAUCAGCUAUGCUACUGGGAUCGUGGGGUACAUGGCCGUCAUGUUUACGCUUUUUGGUCUUAACUUAUUAUUCAGAAUUAAACCAGAAGAUGCAAUGGACUUUGGCAUCUCCCUUCUCUUCUACGGUCUUUACUAUGGAGUGCUGGAACGGGACUUUGCUGAGAUGUGUGCGGAUUACAUGGCCUCAACCAUYGGGUUCUACAGCGCCUCAGGGAUGCCCACCAAGCACCUCUCGGACAGCGUCUGUGCCGUCUGUGGCCAGCAGAUCUUCGUGGAUGUCAAUGAGGAGGGGAUCAUUGAGAACACCUACCGCCUCUCCUGCAACCACGUGUUUCACGAGUUUUGCAUCCGGGGCUGGUGCAUUGUCGGGAAGAAGCAGACAUGUCCGUACUGCAAAGAGAAGGUGGAUCUCAAGAGGAUGUUCAGUAAUCCCUGGGAGAGGCCUCACGUCAUGUAUGGGCAGCUGCUGGACUGGCUGCGCUACUUGGUGGCCUGGCAGCCGGUGAUCAUCGGACUGGUCCAGGGAAUCAACUACAUCCUGGGGCUGGAGUAAGGGCAGCUGGUGGGGAGCUGCGGAGCCACGAGAGGACAUUGCCACCUGGGAUGCUGGSUUUGCUCCAUCACCUCUCAGGACCUUGGCCACCCCCGAGGACGACAACAUCGGGGCCCCUCCUGCUGGGGCUAGGGGAGGAUUUUUUUAAAAAGCAAUUAUUUUAAUGAGCAUA
Malurus melanocephalus (red-backed fairy wren) is the source of this 1359-nucleotide messenger RNA. RefSeq names its product ring finger protein 121 (gene RNF121). Gene Ontology annotation, cellular component: Golgi membrane; endoplasmic reticulum membrane. Gene Ontology annotation, molecular function: metal ion binding; ubiquitin protein ligase activity. NCBI's taxonomy places the organism in Eukaryota, Metazoa, Chordata, Aves, Passeriformes, Maluridae. The coding region runs from base 210 to 1187 and encodes 325 amino acids. The transcript is spliced from 9 exons. The record is from RefSeq and is a predicted model, not a curated record.